AUGGCAGUCGUGACCGCGACAGGCUCUUCGAUCCCACCAGGGCAGUUGAUGUCUCCGAGGCGACAUGGAGCAUGCAGUUCAGACUGGACGAGAAGAUGUUUGUCGAUGUUGUUAGUGGGCAUCGUUAGGUCGACGCACAGCUUUUUGCGAUACUUCGAGCAUCAGUCUUCACAUCACACUUGGCCCCGUAGGGCGAAUAGAGGGCUCAGGCAACACCCGUUGGUUGUAGCAAGGCCGACAAGCGCUGGCUACAAACACACUCUGUCAGCAUUUCAAGUGGAGGUCUACAUUUGUCUCCUUUCGGCACUCGUCAACAUUGCAGAACACGGACGACAUCUUCCGCAAAGGCUUCUCUCCUACCUUUCGCCCGUGAAUGAUACGCCGCAAACAAGCGGCUCAGCUGCCCAGUCCCUCUCACAUUGUCCGACACGUUGCCAUCGCGAUGAUUGGCUUGACGACCCUACACAGCACAACUCGACACCAGCACCACCAGCACCAUCAGCCUUCCGUCCUCACGACUAG
Messenger RNA from Protopolystoma xenopodis, 522 nucleotides. Lineage: Eukaryota; Metazoa; Platyhelminthes; Monogenea; Polystomatidea; Polystomatidae. The record is from the annotation of a GenBank genome assembly.